This is a messenger RNA of Vollenhovia emeryi, 599 nucleotides long. RefSeq names its product ABC transporter G family member 20-like. NCBI's taxonomy places the organism in Eukaryota, Metazoa, Arthropoda, Insecta, Hymenoptera, Formicidae. Gene Ontology annotation, molecular function: ABC-type transporter activity. Gene Ontology annotation, cellular component: plasma membrane. Bases 168 to 575 code for a protein of 135 amino acids. The transcript has 3 exons. The record is from RefSeq and is a predicted model, not a curated record. Gene Ontology annotation, biological process: transmembrane transport.
AAAUAUGACAUAUAUUUGGUCAAUAUGACAUCAACUUGACAUCAUCUUGACUUUUUAUUUUCCUUGGAUAUUAAUGUGAAUAUAAAUACGUGAUAGGGGUCAAAACAGAAGAAAUUCUGCUGUCUCACAUUGUUGUUGAGAGCGUCAUCGUAGUUAUUCAAACCAUUAUGACUAUACUCAUAAUCUUCCCCAUAUGGGGAUUGGAAUGUAAAGGAUCAAUAUUCGCUGCUUUCGUCUUUAUAUUUCUCAACGGAUUUUGUGGAUUGAUGUACGGUUUUGUUAUAUCUAUCUUUUGCACAUCUUUUUUCUCGGCCCUCUUCUCUUCAUCCGGAAGUUUGUUGCCGAUGAUAUCACUGAAUGGAAGUUUAUGGCCAUUGGAGGGAAUGCCGAAAGUGCUUCGCUGGAUUAGCUACCUCGUACCAACUACAUUGCCCUCCCAAUCUUUGAGGGGAAUCAUUUUCAAAAAUUCUGCAAUAUCUGAUUCUGAAGUUUAUAUUGGUUUUUUUACAAUAUUAGGAUGGAUAAUGCUGUUCUUUGUUGUAACUAUAUUUGGUAUAAGAUUGAAAUCGUCGUAAUAUUAUCAAGAAAUGUAAAAAGAA